Messenger RNA from Petromyzon marinus (sea lamprey), 2135 nucleotides. RefSeq names its product trace amine-associated receptor 365-like. Gene Ontology annotation, molecular function: G protein-coupled receptor activity. Gene Ontology annotation, cellular component: plasma membrane. Lineage: Eukaryota; Metazoa; Chordata; Hyperoartia; Petromyzontiformes; Petromyzontidae. Gene Ontology annotation, biological process: positive regulation of MAPK cascade; adenylate cyclase-activating adrenergic receptor signaling pathway. The record is from RefSeq and is a predicted model, not a curated record.
GGCGGGCGAAGGUGCGUGGGAGAGCAGGGGAUACCGAGGUGACAGAUCCGAUUGCAGGAAAUUGAAGAACACAUCGGCACCCUCGAGAGAAAAAAACAAACAUCACGAUAUAUUGAUAUACAGUACAUCAGUGGGAGAGAAUAUAGGUCGAGUGAAGAUGCAAUGUCAUUCCACGUAACCAGUACAUCACAUAGGUAAACGUCUUUUGGUACGGUUGUCCAUUCUCUGUGGGAACAUUGUAGCGGAGGCACACCACGUGGGUAGACAGAGGAUACUGGACAUUUGGAGAUACGCGUCUUCAGCAUGUACUGUGAAUAACCUGUGCGCCACCCAUGGAGAACACCACGAGCACCAGCGCAUCCAAAUGCGUGGUCUCCUACUACGGACUCAACUGCACGAAGAUGGACUUCUCCAAGAGUGAGACUGCACUGAUAGUGGGAAUCAUGAGCUUCUUCAUCGCCACCACCAUUCUCAGCAACCUCCUCAUCAUCAGCGCCGUCGCCUUCUUCCGGCAGCUGCAGACGCGGACCAACACGCUCGCCCUGUCGCUGGCCGUGUCCGACCUCCUCGUCGGGGUGGUCAUCAUGCCCCUCGCCAUGAUCAAGUCGGUCUACAAGUGCUGGUUCUAUGUGCAAUGGUUCUGCAACGUGCAGUUCUUCUGCGACUACUGGUUCACGACCGCGUCAGUGCUGCACCUGAGCUGCAUCGCCUACGACCGCUACGUGGCCAUCUGCGACCCCCUACGCUACGCACAGCGGGUGACGCGACGCACCCUGACGUUCAUGCUCCUCUUCUGCUGGAUCGCCUCGGCAAUUAUAUCGACCCCGAUUCUUCUGAGCAUGAGUCCCACGCUGGCGAAGGGACGGAUCGAGAUGGUAGGCUGCCCGAAUGACUGCCGCUUUCUCAUCAGUGUGGGCAUCCUGUUCACCAUCGGAAUGGUGCCAUACUUCACGUCUGUGCUGCUCAUCAUGCUCAUGUACGGCCGCAUUUAUCAUGUGGCUCGUAGUCAGGCACGCAAGAUCGGGACGCAGAGCCACGGGCUUCCCGGGGUUUCCAGUGAGGCCACGAGUCGUUGGGCCAACAUGAAACGCGAGCACAACGCAACCAAGACACUGGGCUCUAUCAUUGCAGCGUUCAUAAUUUCCUGGCUGCCAUUCUAUAUCUUGGCCAUAGUGUUCACCAUGUACGAGGAUAUCUUUCUGCCCUACAAAAUAUCAUUUUGGAUCGGCUACAUGAACUCCACGAUCAACCCCAUCCUGUAUGCCGUGUUCAACAAGCAGUUCCGCCAUGCGUUCAAGACAAUGCUGAGCUUCAAGGUGUUUUCAUCGACAGCCAGGGACAAGGAGAUGAAUUGAGGACAUGUAGAUGCAUUGAUCAAAGACUUAAGCGGCAUUGGGGGUGAAUUUUCUCACACAAAACUUGAUUGUAAAAUGUGUUUAAAAAGCGAUGUGGAAGGACAGGUGGCAAAUGUUCUACCAUCUGCACUGUAUAUCAAGGUCUAUAUUUAAUGAGAAGUGAUUCAAGCACCAACUCAGAGUCGAGGACACAUUGUGAUCACGUUUCAGUCACAAUGCUGAACGUCAGAGUAAAAACGCCUUAGGAAAAACAUGUCCCAUCCUUUAUGAAUAAGACCAUCAUUCCAGGCUGGCUCACAUUAUAAGUACUUUGGUUGUGCAUCUUCGCAUAUCUCUCCAUACCUGGACGAGAUUGUGACAACUCUUGUCCGCAGUUUCAGUCCUAUAUUGAAGGACUUUUUGACGUGAGUAUAGAUUUCAAAUGGCCGUCCUUGUGUCGGUACCCCUACUCCCGACUCUGGCCUUGAAUGCCCCGUUUAUUGUCAAUGGAAGUUUUCACGCGCAUUUCAUGUAUUGUUACUCGAUCCAAAGUCGUUUUCUUUUUUACCAUUAAAUGAAUACUCUAUGCAAGUUGAAAUUCAUCUUAGUUAUUUGAGCUCCAUACCUAUAGGCCUGUUUCUACCUUCCACAUCCUGGUAUUCUCCUGUCUCAAUCUCCCCCUCUUCUUUUUCUCUUUCUCUCUCUUCUACUCAUAACUGUUGCUUUGUAAUUCCAUAGUAGAGGUGCCAUGGUUUCCCUUCGGACCUGGGCUGGGGGCUAUCUCCUCAAGUUUAACUUGAA